AUGACCGAUAUUCCUGGUGGAGCUCGUGGAGCUCCAACAUACGGCACCUCCUACUCCACCUCCGGCCCACCACGCCGCUCUUCCUACGCCUCCGUCCUGUCGGGCACCGCUAUCUCUCCUCCAAUCUCAGGCUCCUUAACCAACCUCAUCCACGAUCCCAACUUAUCCUCUUACCCAUCCGUCACAUCCUCUCACCACGACGGCCGUCCCUAUCGGCCACUAUCCGGCCUGGAUGCCGACAUGCACAUGAACUCCGCUUGGAGGAACAUGACGUCCUCAGACGCUCUGCCCACCUUCUCCCGCAAAUAUGCCAGCCUGCGACCAGCAGACUUCCCACACUCCUUCUCCCUCCCUCCUGAUGCCUCCCCUCCCUUCUUCACCCCCUCCUACCUCCGUGACUCCCGCUACAUCUCCCGCCUCGACGCCGCCCACCGAGCAAAGCUCCUAGCUCAACAGCGUGAGGCCUCAGCUAUCACAACCUCCACCUCGAACAACAACCCGCAACAACCCCUCUCCGCAUCUUCCAGCAAUGUCCACCUCCCUCGGAUGGCGCCCUCGCACCGCGGGAUGACAUAUGAUAUCAUCGAGAAGGAACCCCCCCCCACAUCAGCAACCGAUACCCCGAUGCCCCUACCAACGCAGUGGGGCGUCGACGACCGCCACGACAUCCUCGAGAUCUCCAGCGACGGGCUUGAAGUCCGCUACACAGCCGGACCCCAGCACAAGACAAACGAGCACGAAGCCGCCGCCCUACGAGCCGACAACCCCAUGCCCCCGCAAUGCGGCAUCUACUACUUCGAGAUCAAGAUCGAGUCGAAGCCGAAGGAAGGCGGCAGCGGCAGCGGCAGCAAUAACAAUAACACCUCCUCCUCCUCUGCCUCUGGAGCAGGCGCAAGUGGAAUCCGUACUGAUCUCGGCUCUUGUUGCAGGAUGGUAGCGAUCGGCCUCUCAAGUCCCAAGGCCUCGAUCGAGCGUCUGCCCGGCUGGGAAACCGAGUCCUGGGCCUACCACGGCGAUGACGGGAAGUCCUUCUUCGGCGAAUCGCAGGGCCAGGGCCGGAGUUAUGGGCCGACCUAUGGCGUCGGUGACACCGUCGGCUGCGGCGUGAAUUUCUCCACGCGCUCGGCCUUUUUCACCAAGAAUGGCGUCUUUUUGGGCACCGCGUUCUCUGGGUUACCGGAGAUUCAACUAUAUCCUUCUGUUGGGAUGAAACGGCAGCCGCCUGUCUGUUUGAAGACGAAUUUUGGACAGGAGCCGUUUGUUUUUGAUAUUGAUGGGAUGGUUAAGCAUGAGCGAGCAUCAAUCCAGGCUGAAAUCAACCUCACAAGCACGGAUACCCUCCAACCGCCCCUCGACGAAUCAUCGCUUUUGCAGGAGCUGGUGGCUCAGUUCUUGGCUCAUGAUGGCUAUGUCGAGACGGCACAUGCAUUUGCGCAAGAAGUCGCCACGGAAACGGCGGCUUUGCAAAGCGGACACGGUGCGCCGCUGAAGAAAUACGAGGUGGAGGAAGAUCAUCAUGCGGUUCAUCGGAAUAAGAUCCGCGCUGCAAUCUUGGACGGCGACAUUGACAAAGCCCUAAAGCAUACAAACGCUUACUACGCCGACGUCCUUAAAGAGCACCCGCAAAUCCACUUCAAACUCCGCUGCCGCAAAUUUAUAGAAAUGAUGCGCAAAUCACAAGAACUGCUCCUGCUCCAAGCGUCCAGCCCCACAUCUGCAUCUGCAUCCAAGCGGCGCCGCUCAGCCUCACCGGGCUUAGACGAGCACGCCGUCUUCGACCAGGAGAUGGAACUUGACGAUGGAGGCUGGGACGGAGACGGCGACGGCGACGGGAUGGAGACGGAAGAAAGCCCUAAGAUGAACGAACGAUUUAAUGAGCUUCUUACCGAAGCUGUGGAGUACGGGCAGCAGUUACGACUUGAUUAUCAUCAGUCUGGCGACGAUGGGCUUGAUCUGAAGAUGCUUGAUGAGGUAUUUUCUUUGGUAUGUUAUCCUGAUCCGAAGGGGUCGCCGCAUGGUCAUUACCUUGAUCCUGAGGGGAGGGUUGCUGUUGCUGAAGAGUUGAAUUCGGCUAUUCUUGUCUCGCUAGGCAAAAACUCCGAAGCAGCUCUUGAAAGGCUUUAUCAGCAGACCGAGGUGCUAGUCAAUGAAAUCAGCGAGGGCGGCGCUGGGGCGUUCAUCAAUGUUCGGAAUGAUCUUUUGCUAUGA
This is a messenger RNA of Penicillium manginii, 2208 nucleotides long. RefSeq lists its product as uncharacterized. The record is from RefSeq and is a predicted model, not a curated record. The transcript is spliced from 5 exons. Gene Ontology annotation, molecular function: protein binding. Gene Ontology annotation, cellular component: cytoplasm. Bases 1 to 2208 code for a protein of 735 amino acids. Gene Ontology annotation, biological process: cytoskeleton organization; cell surface receptor signaling pathway. NCBI's taxonomy places the organism in Eukaryota, Fungi, Ascomycota, Eurotiomycetes, Eurotiales, Aspergillaceae.